Molecule: messenger RNA, 592 nt
Organism: Rubroshorea leprosula
Lineage: Eukaryota; Viridiplantae; Streptophyta; Magnoliopsida; Malvales; Dipterocarpaceae
Source: the annotation of a GenBank genome assembly
GCAUCGCCUUUUCUGCCACACACGAGAAAUGGUGGCUUCCGCAGCAGGAAGUGGAGCGGUGAAGCUCUGCUACUCAUCUCUGAAUUCGCGGCGGUUAGGCCCGGCGAAGAAGCUCAAUGGGACGAUUAAGUUUCUCGUUGACAGCCGUAAUUGCUCCUCAUCCUCCAUGGUUGAACGUUCUUUUCCGAUCCAUGCUAUCGACUCGCAAAGGGAAGAAGAAAAUCCGAGUUUGGAAGAUUCUGGUGGUUCUUUCAUCUCUCAGGAGGAUUUGAAAUAUUUGGGGAAAUUAGGAGCUGGAUCUGUGAUAGGUGCGGCUGUGAUAAAGUAUGGAAGCAUCAUUUUCCCUGAGAUUACCCGACCAAAUAUAUUACAAGCUCUGAUUAUGGUAUCAACUCCUGUUGUCAUUGCUGUUUUCCUGUUGAUCAGUAAAAGUCGCACCAAGUCAGACUAAGAGCGCUUUGUAUCAUUCUCUAUCUUUUUCUGUAAGAAGAAGAACUAUUAUGUAGUACAUAUGCACAAUUUUUGCAAAGAAUUUGUAAUAAAUUUCCGUAGAAGCAAGGUAUUUGCACCAGCCUGCCAUCAGCCGGUGUUG